Molecule: messenger RNA, 3918 nt
Organism: Entrophospora candida
Lineage: Eukaryota; Fungi; Glomeromycota; Glomeromycetes; Entrophosporales; Entrophosporaceae
Source: the annotation of a GenBank genome assembly
AUGUCUAUGAAUUUACAAACACCUUUCACCAUAAAUCAUUCUCAUAAACCAUUACCAGCAUUACCAAAUGAAAUUAGUAAUAACGAUAGAUUAAAUGAUAAAAAGUCAGUUUUAAUAAUACCGCAGGAUUCUAAUGACUUACCAUUAGAUAGCGUAUCGCUUGGACACAUCAGAAAACUUUUAAAACAAAGUUUAUAUAAUUGCACAAUUGAAUAUAAUCCAUGGGAAUCUAUAAUUUUAGGAAUUGUACUUGAUAUCGCAGAGAUUUUGCCAAAAGUUAUUGAUAAAUGCGGUGAAACAAUUAACAACAAUAAUGAAAAAAAUGAUGAAUUCAAUAAUUAUAAAGUGAAAUUCAUUAUUAAUUUGAAGAAAAUAGAAGGUGGCAAACCCAAUGAUACUACUUUUAUUUACAAUCAUUUUGAAGGAACAAAUUUAUUUAAAUAUGAUCAAGAACCUUCAAAAGAUUCACAAGUAAACUGGAUUGGUGGUACAAUUAUGUUGAGAGGAAACAAUCGACAGAUUAAUAGGGUUGAUAAGAUUUUUGAAUUGAUGGUAUUUGUAGCUUGUAAUUUAAAAUUAGAAAUGUGCUUGUUCAGAGAUCAUUCAGCAUCAAGGAUAGAUCAAAAUGAAGGACAAGAUGCUAUGGAGAUCGAAUCAGUUUUAAAAUCUACAAGACGUACCUCUAAACCUUCAUGGUUUGGAUGGCUGAUGAAACAUAAUAAUUUGCCGCAUGUAAAAGAACAUCAAAGACAAAAUUUACAUCAACAUCAACAGAAUGAUCAAAAUCGUAAUCAUCAGCAUAAUCAUAAUCAUUCGCCAUUAUCUAAAUGGUCUACAACUAAACAUCAAAAUUCAAUAACAAAAGCACCGUCAACAAGUAAUUCUUCAAUUAUUAAUGAUAAUGAAAUGGCAAUUUUAGCAACUAAUAAAUUUUCUAGGGCUAUAAAACAAAUGGAAGAAAUUAUAUUGUCAUCAUCUCCUGGAGUGAAAUUUCCUCCGCCUCAUCUUUUAACAAGGUUAAAAGAAGAAGAAACUUGGAUUACUUUACAUACAACUCAGUAUGAUGAUGGCGAUAAUGAUGAUACGUUUAGAUCAUACGCUGUAAAUGAUAUUAUUGACUUGACUAAAGAUUAUUCAAAUGGUAACACUAUAUUAUCAACCAAUCCAACAUAUACAGGAAAAUAUAGAACUUACUAUUCAUCAUUAUCAAAAUUUAAUCAAAUAUCGUUAGAUUUCAAAUCUGGUCUUUCAUACCUAAUGACAAACAAUAAUUCUUUGAACGGAGUAUUUAAGCAUCAAUCAAUUUCAUGUUCUUAUUCUAAAUUUUGGUCUCCAACUUCACUUUCACCUUGUCAUAAUCAUAAAAUAAUUACAUUCGAAUAUUACAAUAGGUAUAAUAAUAAUGCUGAUAAAACACUUGGAGAAACAUUGGAGUAUCUUUAUCAACAGGCAUAUAAAGAAUGCGAAGAGCCAAGUUGUGGCAAAUGUGGUAUUGAUCAUAUAACAACUUAUACACAUAAUAUUGGUAGAAUUUCAAUUACAUUAGAAAAAUCAUCUGAUCUCAAUUUAAAAUCCCUAUCUAACAACAAAAUAAUAUUAUGGACACAGUGUAAAUUAUGUUCUUCAAAAUCACCAUUAAUUGAGAUGUCGAACGCAACGUACUAUUAUUCUUUUGGAAAAUAUUUAGAAAUUUUAUUUUAUAAUGAAGCUUUUUCAUUUAAAGAUUUAUGUCCACAUGUGGAACUAAGGGAUUCUUUAGUUAGGUGUUUUUACAAAGAUGAAUUGGUGGCGAAGAUUGAAUAUGAGCAUGUUGAUUUGUUUGAAAUGAGGUUACCAAAAAUACAAAUUAGUCAUGAUAUGACAAAACAAAAUAAUAUUAAUGCUGAAUAUGAAGAUAUCGAUAAAAUGUUCAUGAUUGAUGAAGAAGACACAAAAAGGCUGUACAAUGAAACAAGACUCGAGAUUACUCAUUUUUAUGGUAGCAUUAAACAACAUAUAACCACAUUGGAAGAGUAUUUUAUAUCUUCGCAUGAUAUAAAGCUUAAAAAUAAUGAAAAAAACGCCACUACAACUGUUGCUGCUGCUGUUGGUAAAAAUAACAAAGAUAAAAUUGAGCAAGAAAAAGAAAUCAAAUAUCAAGAUCAUCUUAAAAUGUUGGAAGAAUUAUCAAACACUUUUCGUAGAGAAGAGUUUGAACUUUAUGAUUUAUUAAAAAGGACCAAAGCUACAAUGUUAAAUAAUGUUAGGAAUCGAUUGGUUGAAAGAAUUAAUGCAACUAAAAAAAGAUUAUUAUCUUGGCAACAAACAUAUAUACCAAAAGAAAAUCAAGAAGAGUAUUCAAAUAUUAAUUGGGUUGAACCUGAAUAUUAUAGCUCAAAAGAAUGCUAUGUUUUUCCUGGAUCUCCGAUAAUCAUAAGAGAAAAUGAACCAAGUUCAAUUAUCGCAUAUUAUUUAAAAGAAUUAUUAUUAAUGAAAAAUAAUGUGAAAUUGACAUCAACACAAUCAGCACCAACCACACCAUUUUCGGAAAAUAAUAACUCACCACCAUUGUCAUCAACAUUUUCUUCACUUUUAAACAAUCUAAGUCGUCCUUCAACAAUUAAUUCGGUGCAAAAAAAAAGUAAUCACCCAACACAAUCACCUUCAUUAACAGAAAUUGAUCCAGAUGGUUUUACGCUGAUUGAUCAAUAUUCAACAAAAAUUAAAAGAAAAUUAGUACGUGAAAAUGCAUUGCCUGGUAGUACUAUAGGUGAUAGAAUCACAUAUGGUAUUGAAACACUUGGAUCGAUGAAAGGAUUUAAUUUAACUCUAUCAAAAGAUAAGAAAAAGAAUCAAAAAGAUAAUGCAAAUAUUCCAAUAAUUGGAAAACUUGGAGGGAUUUUUGUUGAUGGAUUUACUUGGUCUAGACGUAAUAGUCAAAAAGAUAAAGAAAGAGAUAGUCCACAUUUAAAACAUGAAUGUAUACACGGAACUAAGAAAUUUACAUGUACCGUUUAUUAUGCAACACAAUUUGAUUCACUUCGACGUAGAUGUGGUAUUGAAAAUCUUUGCAUUGACUCAUUGUCAAGAUGUACAAGCUGGCAAGCUACUGGUGGGAAAAGUUCUAGCACAUUUUUCAAAACAAGUGAUGAUCGACUUGUUAUAAAGCAAAUGGUAUCAUCUUGGAGAAUAGCAGAAAAAGAUGCACUACUUAAAUUUGCACCAAAAUAUUUUGAAUAUAUGGAUAAAGCACCAAAUACACCAUCAGUUCUUGCCAAGAUAUUUGGAUUUUAUACUAUAAAGAUUAAAGACACGAAAAAAAAUAAUAUAAUAUUAAAGAUUGAUGUGCUUGUGAUGGAACAUUUAUUUUUUGAAAAGACUAUAACCAGGAGAUUUGAUUUAAAAGGAAUACAAGAACGUCAUAUCAAAGAACAACAGCAGAAAAAUGAUGUUACAUUAUGGGACGGUGAUUGGGUAGAAGAGGCUAUACUUAAUGAUACACAAUUUUUGGCUGAUGCUAAUAUUAUGGAUUAUUCAUUGUUGGUUGGUGUGGAUGAUGAAAAGAAAGAAUUAAUUGCAGGAAUAGUAGAUUUUAUCGGUGCAUAUACAUUUUAUAAGAAAUUGGAGUCUAAAGGUAAAACUAUUGGACGUAAUGCAAAAGAAGUAACUGUCUUGCCACCAGAUCAAUACAAAAAUAGAUUUAGGGAUUCAAUGGAACAAUAUUUUUUGGCUGUUCCUGAUAAAUGGAUAAAAUCACCAGCAAGUGAAAACAAUCCUUCGUGUAUAUUGGAUGAUGAUGAAAAGGCAACCCCCACUACGCCUACCUUUAUUACUUCGCCACCUAUAUCUCCUAAUAAUAGUAAUGUAGUAACAACGAAUAAAACCGCUGCCCAAACUUUUCAACCAUUAGCGUUAAUAAAAUUACCAAGCGUAAUAUAA